This is a messenger RNA of Clavispora lusitaniae ATCC 42720, 2727 nucleotides long. RefSeq lists its product as uncharacterized. Gene Ontology annotation, molecular function: protein binding. The record is from RefSeq and is a predicted model, not a curated record. NCBI's taxonomy places the organism in Eukaryota, Fungi, Ascomycota, Pichiomycetes, Serinales, Metschnikowiaceae.
AUGCUUCCCUCGCGCCGCCAUCUUGUGCCCGCGUCGCACAUCAAGGCCCGCCUCGAACACUUUGUGGAAACAGGCGAGGUGCGCCGCUGGUCCGGCCGCCAGCAGGCCCGCAAGCUCGAACACGCGGCCGAAAAACGCCGCGCCGCCGCCGCGCGCAACAAACCGUCGCUCCAGAAAACCCUCUUAUUGUUGCAGGCCAAGUACGACGCCGUGCCCUUGCAAACGCCGCAGGGCGUGCUCGACCUCCAGCGGCUCACCGCCAAGGACCUCCGCGUGGACUCGGCCAAGAGCUUGUCGAUUUUCCGCGCCUUGGUGGGCUUCAACAGCGCGCGCCCGACCACAACGGCCGAAACCGCCACAACGGCCGCCCUCCCGCGCCCGCCGUCGCGCCUUCUUCUCGCGCUUCUCGGCUCGUCGCCCGACCAGAUCAAGGACCCCUACGUCGUCACCAGAGACGUGCUCAAGCUUCUUGCCCGCGACAACGACCCGCUCCGCGCCAUGCACUUGUGCCGCUUGGCCGGGCCCAACGCCACCGCCGGCCUCAACGCCGUGCUCGAGUGGUGCCUCGACCGCUCGGACGUGGAGCGCGCCCACCGCUGCUUGGCCAACGCCGCCCGCUGGCGCAUCCCCACCUCGACCCACACCUACGUCCACUACUUUGGCGGGCUCGCGCGCUGCCACGAGUGGGGCAAGGUGCCCGACGACUUGGUGGCCCGCACGCUCCGGCUCUUGGACCGCCUUGACGCCGUGCCGCUCGAGGUGUUCAACGCCGCGCUCUCGCUCGUGGCCAAGUGCUUCUCGGCCAACCAGCAGGCCAUGGUCGACUUGCUCGAGCACGCCGGCGACCGCGGCGUCGCGCCUUCGGCCCACACCUACACCAUCUUCCUCAACGGCGCCCGCCACCUCCACCGCCUGCGGGCCGACGCCAUCCGCGCCGACACGUCGCUUUCUGCGCCCGUACGAACCAGGCGGCUUUUCGAGGCCCACGCCCGCCUCGUGCAGACGGCCAACAUGGUCAUGGCCCGUGUUGUCGCCGGCGCCACGCCGCCCGUGCCGCCAUCCAAGGCCGCGGCCGAGACCGACCCGCUGCUUUUGGCCGAGUACCGCAAGCAGUGCCGCCGCGUGCUUGUGGACGUCGAUCCCGUGUUUGCGGCCACCUUCUUGCAGUGCUACGUCAACGGCGCCGCUGGCACGGCGCAGAACCCUCGCCUGGGCGCCCACUACCGCUACUUGCAGCAGGCGCUCGUGUACCUCGAGGCGUGGAGCCCCGAGGUGGCGGCCAUGUUGCGCUUUGCCCACGCCGAGGCGCCGUUCGAGCCUGCGGCCGCAGUGCGGGCCAAAGUGGACGCCCGGCUUGCGUCCGCGCCCGAAGCCACGGCGUACCUGCCCCACAACCUUACGCCGUUGGCCAGGGAAGACAUCAACCCGAUGGUGGUCUUCCCGCCGCCCGCGUUCUCGUCCAACAAGACCCGCGCCGUUUUCUCGGGCAAGCAGAAGCCGUUGGUGGACUUUGGCCGCCCGACGUUCGCCGAUAUCCACAAGGCGGUUUUGAACCGCACAUACGAGACAUCCAAGGGCAAGUUCGGCAAGAAGCUUCCGCGGCUGCAGCAGGUGUCGUUGGAACGGCGCCCGGGCGUCAACAAGUUCUUGCUUCACCUCGCGCUCGAUGCCUUGGUGAAGUUGGGCCGCCACGCCGAGUUCUACAGGGCAAUGUGGUAUGCUCUUUCGACGUGGGGCGGCUUGUACGUGGACAAGACCCGCUUGGGCCUGCAGUUGGCGUGCCAAGCGGUUCCGGCGACAGAGUAUCCCGAGAUUCCUCAUGCAAGGAAAUCAAGAGAUGCAAAACGCACCGAAACCACCGAAAAAUCCACCGAAAAAUCGGAUGGAGCCCCCACCGCUGAACGCCCCCACCAAGAGUUUGGUAAACCUUCGCUCAACGAAAAGUUGCGCAGCUCGUCCACCCACGACAACAGCAUCCUCGACACCAUGCUUGUGGAGAAUUUCAUCCACAAAAUGGAAGAAUGUUUUCCCCAUUCAGCAGUGCCGGCAAGAUUUGCUGCCGAGUUGGUGGCAGCUCUAGUCAGCCACGACACAAACAUGGCUAGGACGUUGCAGCCCCGCGAGAAAACCUUUGAUGCUGUCUUUGCCCUUCUCAACAGAGACGUCUAUCUUUACAAUGACAAAAACUGGCACCAGGGCACCGUGGGAAAUCGCCGCAGAGAUGUCCCCAACAACACGCCCAAGCGCUCUUUAACCGAGGCCCAGCUUCAGGACAUUCUUGAUCCCCUUUUGGUGCUCAUUAGGAGCAUCAUAGUCCACGAGGGACGUCUUUAUGCCCAUGUGGCCAACCGAAAGUCGCUUAUGCUGAACCGUUUUGUCGAGUCGUACAUUUCUCUCGUGAACAAGCUUUACGACUUCACAUGGACCGACGCACCAGACAACAGCGCCGCCGCUAUCGCCAUUCACAAAAAGAUUCUUGCUGGCGGCAUUUUCUUCUACAGACCCCAGGCCCUCGUGGAUCCUCGUGACAAGAUUGUCUACGCUGACAACGUGCGCCAGUCCAUGGAGUUUUUGUACAAGACAUUGAAGGACAAGCUGGAUCUCAGCCUGGGCGACAAGCGCUUGAUGCAUGCGCUUCGGUCGUUGUUCACGAUGGACACGCUGGCUCCAGAAGCUGUUGCCAAGUUGAAGGGAUUGCAGAGUAAAAUCUACGAUCUCUGUCGUUAG